Molecule: messenger RNA, 2075 nt
Organism: Chelonoidis abingdonii (Abingdon island giant tortoise)
Lineage: Eukaryota; Metazoa; Chordata; Testudines; Testudinidae
Gene: DECR2
Product: 2,4-dienoyl-CoA reductase 2
Biological process (GO): fatty acid catabolic process
Cellular component (GO): peroxisome
Molecular function (GO): 2,4-dienoyl-CoA reductase (NADPH) activity
Source: RefSeq, a predicted model, not a curated record
GAGCCAGCCGGUGCGCAGGCGCGGUGCACUGGAGGUGAGAGAGAGAAAGAGACCUGGCUUCGGCGGAUCAGCUGACGGCGGGUGCGAGUGCAGGAAAGCCAUGUCCCAGCCCGGCUCUGCUUGCCAGCCGCCUCCUGAUGUUGACACAGAUGACUGCCUGCAGGACUAUUCCUACCUCUUCAGCCCAGAUAUCCUCAAGGCCAAAGUUGCGUUCAUCACUGGAGGUGGCUCUGGGAUUGGAUUCCGUGUAGCUGAGGUUUUCAUGAGGCAUGGCUGCCGUACAAUCAUUGCCAGCAGGAACUUGCAGAGAGUAGCUGAGGCUGCCAAGAAGCUGGAGGCUGCCACUGGUCAGCGAUGCCUGCCUCUUUCUCUAGACGUCCGGCAGCCCCAAACCAUCGUGGCAGCGGUGGAUGAGGCUGUGAAAGAGUUUGAACGAAUUGACAUCCUCGUUAACAAUGCUGCUGGUAACUUCCUGUGCCCGGCCAGUGCUCUCUCCUUCAAUGCCUAUAAGACAGUGAUCGACAUUGACACCCUCGGCACCUUCAAUGUCUCCAAAGUGCUCUAUGAGAAAUGCUUGCGGGACCAUGGUGGGGUUAUAGUUAACAUCACAGCGACCUUGAGCUACAAAGGGCAAGCUCUCCAGGUGCAUGCCGGGACGGCCAAGGCGGCUGUAGAUGCAAUGACCAGGCACCUGGCAGUGGAGUGGGGGCCCAACAACAUCCGGGUCAACAGCCUGGCACCAGGCCCCAUUGCGGGCACUGAGGGAUAUCGGCGGCUCGGUGGCGCUCGUGCAGAAGAGGACAGCUACCUUGAUACACUGCCCCUCCAUAGGGCAGGGAAUAAGACGGAGAUUGCCCACAGUGUGCUGUACUUGGCAAGCCCCUUGGCAUCCUAUGUGACUGGCACAACCCUGGUGGUUGAUGGGGGGAGCUGGCUGACCUCUCCUAACAACUUCUCCGCACUGUUGGGUAUUGCAUCACACUCUGCUAAGCUCUAGAUCACUGGGCCACGGAAGUGAAGAAAGACAAAUGAUGGACGAUCAGGGACUGACAGACAGGACACUGAGCAAACACUACGGCUUUGGACAUCCCUAUGACACAGGGUCAGGGGCCAGCCAUGACCUCUGGCCAUCAACCGUUGGGAUGACCUCACUGGGGUAAAAGAGAAAAUGGCAAAGUUGAAGAUUCAAUGUAUGUCUUGGUGGGGGUGGGGUUAGCAGGGGCGGGGGAGCUACCGGAGUCCUGUCCAGAGGGGAGCUGAGCCCAAGUUUGCUCCUGAUUUUAUAUUUUGAAGCUGGUCUAGCAAUAGGUGCAGUGCUGGUGAUGGGUCUGUGAGGUGCAGGGCGGGUUGCUGGAAUCUUGCUCCGCUUCACUGUGCUGUUUUCAUUUCUGUUACAUCAAACUCUGUGUUUCUCUGCUGAGUUACUUUGGUAAUGCCAGAGAGCAGGCCUGCCACCCCCUGUCUCAAUUCCCAGCUGAUUUUUCCCAGUUUUAACCUAUAAACUGCUGAUACCUUUCCACAUCACUGGUAGAUACCUUCAUCUGGGCAGAUGUUCUCUGCAGAUAGGUGUUCCAGAAAGUGUGUUGCCCUUCCCCAUUGCAGACUCAGUUCACUCCCAUUCGAGAGCUGCAGGCAGUAGUGAUCUACUCUCAAAACUUGCACCCAGCUUGCAAAGUGAUCUCUCUGUGGUGCAUGCCCCCUGAGGCCAGCCCUGAAUCUCCAUUCCCUUCCUGCACUUGGAUGGGCUGGUGACCAUCCAGAGUGUGCACUGUGAACAGGCGAGAGUCCAUAUUCCCACCAUUAAAAAUUGCCCUCAGCAAGCUGCAAAUGGCCACCUCCCACGGAUAGCAGCAUGUGACCUGCUACCGUUCAUCCUGCCGUGGAUGUGAGCCAGAUCACUAGCCCUGCUCUACUGCUACGGCUUUCUGUAUGCUCCAGUGCUCAGGAGCAGUAUUCAGCAGCCCAGACCCUUGCAUUCUGUGGCACCCCAGCACAGCAGGGGAGAGACUCUGCAGCAGCUUCACAUACACUGUGGGGUGGUGUUACUGAGUUACGAAAACAACCAGUACAAUGUC